Messenger RNA from Neopelma chrysocephalum (saffron-crested tyrant-manakin), 956 nucleotides. It is a transcript of the gene IL12B, whose product is annotated as interleukin 12B. Lineage: Eukaryota; Metazoa; Chordata; Aves; Passeriformes; Pipridae. Bases 1 to 948 code for a protein of 315 amino acids. Gene Ontology annotation, cellular component: external side of plasma membrane. The transcript is spliced from 6 exons. The record is from RefSeq and is a predicted model, not a curated record. Gene Ontology annotation, biological process: immunoglobulin mediated immune response; cytokine-mediated signaling pathway. Gene Ontology annotation, molecular function: cytokine receptor activity; protein binding.
AUGCCUCACCUGCUCUGUGCCUUACUUUCACUGUUUUCCUUUGCUGCCCUACUGGAAGCUGUGCAGUGGAAACUUCAGGAAAAUGUGUAUGUCAUAGAAUCUGAGUGGAAUGCUGAAACACCAGCUACAAGAGUGGAGCUCACCUGUAACUCACCUAAUGAAGCAGUUUACUGGAAAAAGGACUCUGAAUGGAAGGGAAAAGGAAAGACUCUGAUUGCUGAAGUGAAGGAAUUCCCAGAUGCUGGAAACUACACCUGUCUGGCAGAGAAUACCCAUGAAAUCCUCAGCUAUAAUUUCUUCCUCAUAAGCAAAAUCGACUCCAAUGGACAAAUGAUAAGGUCGAUUCUGAAAAGCUUUAAAGAGCCAAAGUGGACGUUUUUAAAAUGUGAGGCAAAGAACUACUCUGGAAUUUUCAUGUGUUCAUGGAUGACAGAAAAUGAGAAUCCAAAUGUGAAGUUCACCAUCAGAAGUCUAAAAGGCCCUCAGGGAGAUGUGACCUGCAGCAGCCCUGUGGCUCACACUGAUGGAUCAGUGACCAAAUACACGUCCCAGUGCCGCAAAGAAAACUUCUGUCCCUUUGCUGAAGAGUCCCAGCCCAUUGACGUGUUCCUGGAGGUCAUUGAUGAGGUGGAAUAUGAGAACUACACCAGCAGCUUCUUCAUCAGAGAUAUCAUAAAACCUGACCCACCCCAAUGUCGGUAUGCGGCCACAAAUGGAAUGGUGACCUGGGAAUAUCCCAAAACAUGGAGCACUCCGAAGUCCUACUUCCCUUUGACUUUUAAGGUCAAAGUUAAAAGCACGAAGAAACGCAAAACCCCGGUCAUCUAUGUUACUGAUGAACAGUCAUUCCACCCUCCAAACACUGGGCCAAAGGAUGAGAUUUCCGUGCAGGCCAGGGAUCGUUAUUACCACUCAUCCUGGAGUGACUGGUCUUCACUCUGCAGGUAAGGCUUAAA